AUGGGAGAGGCGAUUACUACCAGAAUCUCCCACUGGACUACCAAAUGCCUCUCCUAUGCUGGCAGGCUUCAACUUGUUAGUUCAGUUUUGAUGAGCAUGCAUAUAUAUUGGUGCUCAAUUUUUAUUAUCCUUGCUUCUGUUAUCAAAGGAGUGGAGGAUUUAUGCAGAAAAUACUUAUGGCAUGGUAUGAACUCUUCUAGUAAAGGUGGUCUAGUCAACUGGAGUAAUCUUAAGAAGUUAAGCUUUUGGGGAAUAACUAAGCCUAAUGAUGCCUCCUGGAGUUGGAGACAGAUGGUGAAUAUCAGAAGCAAGAUUGAAAGUUUUUUUGUAUACAAUUUGGGUGAUGGCUCUAGAUUUUCUUUCUGGUUUGAUCCCUGGGCAAAUGGUAUGUCUUUAGUCAACAGGUUCCCUGAAGUUGAUAUUAUGGAUACUGAUAUUGAUAGAACAGCUACUGUGAAUAGUCUGUGGAGGAAUAGGUCCUGGCACUUUCCAGAUCCCUUUGAUGACUACACUUUGUCUAUAUGGGAUUAUAUUAAGAGGAAGUUUGAGAUAAAUCCUCUUAGACCAGAUAAAGUUCUUUGCAAGCCUCAUGAUGAUUUUUCUAUUAAGAGUUCAAUUAUGGAUAAACUGCAUACCAGGGAUAAAAUGCUCAAAUGGGGAGUAAUUCAUUCUAAUAGUUGCUGCUUCUGCAACUCGAAGACUGAAACUGUUGAUCACUUAUUUUUUGAAUGUGAUUAUUCCAAAGCUAUCUGGAGGAAGCUGCUUGUUGACAUGAAUUUCAAUAGAGACAGUUACCAUUGGAGAAGGGAAGUGAGCUCCCUUGUUAGAAGAACCAAAGGGAAGUCAAAAAUAGCAAGAGAUAGGAAAAACACGUUUUGUGCUGCUAUCUACCAUAUCUGGAGAGCCAGGAAUGAGAAGAUAUUCAAUCAGAAUUUGAUGAAAGAAGGGAUGCUUGUUGCUUUGUUUGUUUUGGUCCAGUUGUAG
This is a messenger RNA of Mercurialis annua (annual mercury), 984 nucleotides long. RefSeq lists its product as uncharacterized. NCBI's taxonomy places the organism in Eukaryota, Viridiplantae, Streptophyta, Magnoliopsida, Malpighiales, Euphorbiaceae. The transcript has 5 exons. The record is from RefSeq and is a predicted model, not a curated record. The coding region runs from base 1 to 984 and encodes 327 amino acids.